Molecule: messenger RNA, 3315 nt
Organism: Vitrella brassicaformis
Lineage: Eukaryota; Vitrellaceae
Source: the annotation of a GenBank genome assembly
GUUCGCCCUAGCCGUCUGUUCGCCUUGGGGCGACAGGCCUAUCCUCCAUAUUUGAGAAGCAGCGUCAGUUUUCGAGGCGAGUUUGGCGGUACCAGAAUCAAGCUGUAGAAGACUCUGACGACGCUUAGGCCAUCUGCCGCCAUACAUCAUGCCGAGGUACGCACACACGAACAGCACAGCAGCAGGCUUCCCAGAUGCACACCGCACUCGCCGCUCAUGCACUCAUCCCGCGAGAGACGUCCAUCUAUCUCGCUUCACUUCCCAUACAUCCCACUUGCGUGCCUGUGCCACAUGUGUGUUGUGAUGGAUGCCAUUCUGUCCGUCCAGGGAGCGCUCAGAUUCCCGUGAGCGUCGUGGUCGGGACAGAGAUAGGGAGAGAGACCGGCGCUCGCGGUCGCCGCGCGAUCGCGAUGACUACCACGGCCGACGUGGAGGAAGGGAUCGAGACUACAGAGACCGUGACCGCGAUAGGGACCGUGGCGGGGACAGGGACAGGGAGAGGGAGAGGGGUAGGGACAGGGACGACCGCAGGAGCGACUCGAAGCAGCGCCGCAGCAGGGACGACAUCAGCGCAUCCAGAGAGAGGUGAGGGUCAGAGAGGCACGCAGGGAGGUCUGUGGAGGCGAGAAGGGUUUCUAGUGUGGUGUGGUCGUCUGUGUGUGGGUCGGUCCGUCUGGCAGGUCUCGCGAGCGUGAGCGGCAGCGCCGAAGAGCACAGCAGAGGUGAAUUAAUGGCACUGGCACACACGCAGACAGACAGAGGGGUGGGGGCAGGACAGACAGGCGAAGGAAGGGAGUCAGCAAUGGCUCCCUCCGAUCCACUUCACGCAUGUGAGUGAUAUAGCGUCCGUCCGUCGAUACUUUAAAUGUCAGUUGGCCGCUAUCCAACACGUGAAGGAAGUGGUCAAACGGGGGAGGGAGGGAAGCCCACAUCUGAUCUAUCUAUCUGCCGUCUGUCUCAUCUGUCCUGUCCUGUCCAUGUGUGUGCGUGUCCUUGCUGUAAUUACUAUGGAUGCCAUGCAUGACACACGUUGUGCACUCACUGCAGGUGCAUGGCCCGUACGGCGCACACCAACACCAAGAACGAGCUGUUCUGGGACGGAUUCCAGUGGGUCGCCAAGACUUCCAAACUCACACCCACACUGUCAGUGUGUCAGACACACACACAUACCAUCAUGGAUGGGCACACACAGCACAGAGAGAGAGGAGGGAGUUCUUCGUUGAUUGAUGUGCCUGUGUGUGUUUUCAUGUGUGUGUGUGUCAGUGCGUGUGGGACGACCACACAGCAGCAGCUGCACUCGACACGCAAGGGGCGACGGCUCUACAUCGGUACUUCACCCACCCACACCACAUACAUGCCACACGCCAGCCGCGCCUCACUCGCAGGGCAGGUGCCCGUCUUUCGUCUCCAUGCCUUAUGUGUCUUUCUGUCAUGGGUGCGGCGCGGUGCGCUCAUUCACUCAUGCCAUGCCACGCAGGCAAUUUGCCUCUGCACCUGGGGCUGACCGAGGCGGCCUUCCAGGUGGCCUUCGUGGAGGAAAUGAAACGACGGCAACUCAUGGGGCAAAACGACGACAGUAAGCACAGACACAGACAGAGGGAGAGAGAGAGAGAGCGUAUUAUGUGGUGGGUGGCUGUGUUGACUUGCGUUGCAGACCCGGUGCUGUGUGUGUGGUUUGCCCGCGAGAAGGGAAACAACUACGGAUUCAUCGAAUUCGGUACGCGGCCGCGGCCGGCCGGCUGCACACCCAUACACACACUCGCAGGCGCUAAGUCCAUCCAUCCAUCGACUGGUGCGUUUGUAUCUUCCUGUCUGUCUGUGUCGUGUCAGCGUCUGUGGAGGAUGCUGACAAGUCGAUGGCGCUGGACGGUUUCCUCUGCAUGGGCACGCCCAUACGCAUCUCCAGACCUAACGACUACACACAGACGCAACAACCCUCAGAGGCGUAAGCAAAACGGCUGACCUCACCUGCACACUGCAGGAAGGGCCAUACACCCGCAUCGACCGACUAGCAUCUGAUAUGUGUGUGUGUGUGUGUGUGUGUGUGGAUUCUUUUAGUGCAUCGAAUGCGUUGGGUGUCCUGGCCCAGCUGUCAGCCCAGCAGCUGCAGCAGCGGGGUGGCGUAGCGGCCUCUGGAACAGACCUGCAGGGCCUCGCCGCCGCCAUACCGGCGGCGGUAAGCAUGAGCAGACCAAGGAAAGAGAGACGUCGCCCCACCUGCCCUGCAUGUUUGUGCGUGUGGUGAUGUUGGCGGCAUGAUGGAUGGUCAGGGCGGUGGUGUGGCGGCGGCGGUGUUGGGUGCGGGCCCCUUGGCGGGCACGACGCCGUACAUCAAGAUCAACAGGGUGGUCAACGAGGAGGAGAUUGAGGACCCUGACGAGUAUGACGAUAUUCUCAGCGACAUGAAAGACGGUAUGUAUGCUUCCAUCCAUCCAUCCAUGCAUCUGUGUGUGUGCAUGUGUGUGUGUGGUGUGCGUUGGCUCGGCUCUUCAUUGACUGCAUUGCAGGGUGCGGGACGCAUGGCAGUGUCCAGAACGCCAUCAUCAUCACACCGCAACUCAAGGUAGGUGACUGACACCUGCAAUCAAUAUGCCAGCACAACACACACGAGAAGGAUGCACUCACUGCACCGGUCCCCAUCCCAUCUGUGUGUCUGUCUGUGUGUGCGCGUGUCAGCAACGUGUGGGUGCGCUGGCUGCGCCCUUUUCGGCCGGCGACGUUUUGCUUCAGAUGAGUUCACCCGAAGAGGCACUCAACACACUUGCAAGUGAGAAUGAAUAUGGUAUUUCAUAUGGACACGCAAACAUCCAACAGCCACGUCGACCAUCUGCCUGUUUGUUUGUUUGGUGUGGGUGGCGGCAGAGAUGAGCGGCCGCAAGUACGACAACCGCGCGAUAGCCAUGAUGCUCUUCGACCCGACCGACUGGGCCAUGCACGUCGAGCCCAUGAUCGCCGCAGCAAAGGCCACAGCCGCAGCCAGCACCAACGGUGCAUCCCCAAGCAACAACGGGGUGCCGCCGCCUCCACCCAUUGCCGCGUGACUGAUUGAUUCAAGGGGCAAUUAGCGAAGCGAGUGACGUGACGCAUGUACUCUCAGGUAGAAGAAUGACAUAGAUGAGCGAUUGAUUGGAGAGCCGAUUGAUUUGGUUGAUCGGCUGGCUGGCCAGGGGGGAGGACUGAUUGUAUGUAGAGUGCACUGCACGUGUGUCAGCGGAGCGUGGCUUAGUUAGUGAUCGAUGUGACGGACUGGCGACAGUGGGUGCAUAUGUGCGUGCACAAGUACGUUGAUGCUUGACUGAAUGGAUGACUCUCAUC